Eriocheir sinensis (Chinese mitten crab) is the source of this 1355-nucleotide messenger RNA. RefSeq lists its product as uncharacterized. The record is from RefSeq and is a predicted model, not a curated record. The coding region runs from base 118 to 876 and encodes 252 amino acids. Lineage: Eukaryota; Metazoa; Arthropoda; Malacostraca; Decapoda; Varunidae. The transcript has a single exon.
UCACCGCCGACGUCAGAAGCAGACGAGCCAGCAAGGGAGGUACAUCGUGAGAUAAGCCGCUGACCUAGAAGGUUGUGCAUAUUUGGAACUGUUGUUUACCUGUCAAAGCAGCUGAGGAUGGCGUGCGACUCGCAAGCUGGACUCGAGGCUCAGAAGCUGAUAAGCAUUUCCCUCGGUAAAAUGGCGGCGUCGCGGGUGGGGCGGACGGGCGCCUCGCUGCACAAAUCCCUCCUGGUGGCGUCGGUGCUACACCGCGCCCGCCAUGUCUUUUUGGAAGAGAGUUACCACGUGCACCGCGCCGCCCACCCCGAGGCCUAUGCUGGGCCCCCUCCGGCAGCCCAGGGUGCACCCGUCAUGGCUGUGUACGCCCCGCUUCUGCCGUCCCCUGUGCCUGCAGCCCCUAUCGAGGAACCCACUGAGAGCGAGGAUAAGGAGAACCGCGUCAGCGACCAGGAGCCUGAGCCGUCCCCGCCGCAACCCCUGCCGGUGGAGCCCUGUAGUGAGGCGCCCCGGGCGCCGCUUGCUGAGAGUAACACCAACACUGCCAAUACCACCCCUAAGAAUAACAGAUCGGCGUCCCUUAAAAGGCGCCGGUGUGUGAGUCAGCAGGAGACGCAGGAGGCUGUGCUGUCCAUCCUGCCCAAGCGGCCCCGCACUUCCCCCUCGACGGACCCCGCGCCGGACCACCACAGCCACCUGCAGCAGGGACAACAGACGCAGCAGCAGCAGAGUGAUGCCAGCAACAGCAUGGAGGUGGAGCACAUCACGUCCCUGGUGUCGAUCUUCAGCUUCGGCGGCCAGCGGGUGGACCUGUGCGGCACUGAGGCGGCCAGGGAGGACCUGGCCCAGUUCCAGCCUGUGGCCUUGGCGGUGUGAGGCCAUGACAGUCCCUAGGUCUCCACGUGCCCACUUGUUAACUGCUGUACCUGAUGUGGCUCUGGCCCGCGCCUGCUAGUCAUCCCGCCCAGGUGGCCGCCGCCCCACGCCCUGCACCAGCGACGCCCUUCGUGUGGAUAGACAGACGAGGGAAUUAAGGAUGUACGGAAGUCGGGCGUCAUCACGCCCGCUUAGGAUUAUUAUUGUUGCUGCUGAUGUUAGUGCGAGAGUGGAGUGUUGUGAAGGGGACGGUGCUGGGGUGUGAGGGGCAGGGGCGGCUCCAGGGAUGUGUGGGUUCACCAUGAUGGUGCCCGCCUGUGUGUGGCUCAUCGCCUCACGCUGUUGUGAUAUUAUUGUACAGUUUAGUGUACAAACAGAGGAUUCUAUUUAUCACGGGCUUUUUGCGCCGGUGGAAUACUAGAAUAUAUUUUCUAUACCCCAUGUUGAAAAAAAGAGCAUAAUAAAAAUGCUGAAAGGUC